AGUAUAUCUAUUAAGAUUUUAGAUCAAGAUGUGACAUUGGACUCGUUAAUUUGAAGUUCUAGCCUUAGUAUAAGGUAUACCUCUGAUUUAAAACGUGUAUUGUGGACAGUUAUGGUUGGUGAGUGAUAAUUUCUUCCCAGUUUGUCAUCAUCCAAUCUUAGAUGAAAUGAUUCAUUCAUUGGCAAAGAAGGGUGUUCACUGUAGUUGCUUGGAAGUUUCUGAUUUUUGUCCAGAACUAGAAAUAUCAAUCUCACUUAUUUAUGGAAGAUGAUCCAAUUUUUCCAAAAUUGCAGGAUGCAGCUUUGAUUUCUGGCGACACGAAAUAGGCCUUACUCGAAUCGGAUUCAAGGGUAGAUCUGGAAGCUUGGAGUUAUGUCUGCUUAUGGCCAUCAAAUGGAGGAGAACUAUUCUGCAGGGAGUCUCUCUGGUGGUUCUGUAUAGAUGAGGAGCAGUUAUGUGCUGGAAUCAGGAUUCUACAUCACUCCUUUCGCAGCAACCAUCUUGAUUACCUCGCUCGCCACUAUAGGCCUCCUAAUGAUUACUAUGCUGGUUGCUCUGACAAUGAUGCUGCAAUCUUGUCAGAGUAGAGGUUCUGGAGUUAUAGAACUUCAAAGUGUGAAUGAUGAUUACAGCUAUUGCAAGGUUCAUUCUCUGCACACCGAGCUCAAUAGCUUAGAAGGACAUAAUCUUCCUAGCAUCUGCAAGGACCUGGCCAUAGAAUAUGUCAAAGGAGGCCGAUAUGCUCGCGACUUAGAGGUCUACUUUGACAAGGUUAAACCAUCAGAUGAUGGAGUUGGUGUAGUGCUAAUAGACAUAGAUGGCAUUUUUCCUCAGAAUCCAUCCGAUCUAUAUCAGAGGUUUCAUGAUAUCAGCAUUGUCAAUUGCCAACUGUUCCAACUCCAAGUCAAACAUGGCUACCAAUGCGAGCAGAACCCGAAUGGAAUAGUGUUUUACUACAGAGAGGGCUCCUUCCUUUUGAAGACCCAUUUGCAGCCAACAAUUUUCUUGUCUAUAGGUAGUUUAACUAAAACCCAUGUUUUAUUCCUAUGGAGAGACUCCACCUCUGCUCUGGUGAAUCUUCUGCAUCCUCUGAAGUAGAUAGCUGGACUGAAUUUGAUUGUGGGGUUUGAAGAUGCUCGAGCGAAGCGAGAGGAAGGAACAAAGUAACUCGACCGUAACGGAGAGGAGAGGGAAAAGAAAUCCAAUACCAAGAGUGCUGUGUAUCAUACACAUAUCCAAUAGCAAGAGUGCUAUUGCAAGCUAUCAGGUGUCACAACCCGGACUCUCAACAAUGAAGUCAUCAUUUUGUUUGUUGGAAUAAUCUUCAUCUUCAUCUCUGCAAAAUGCAGAUCACUGUUUUAGUAUAAGAUCAAGCAGUUGGUAUGUUCAAAGUCUACAAAAGUAGAUGCCUAUGUUGAAAUUCUAAAAUGUAACAACUUAAUUCACACUUAUCUUUGCUUUUUAUAAAAUAUGAUAGGAAAGAGAAGUUUCAAGCA
Arachis ipaensis is the source of this 1496-nucleotide messenger RNA. NCBI's taxonomy places the organism in Eukaryota, Viridiplantae, Streptophyta, Magnoliopsida, Fabales, Fabaceae. The record is from RefSeq and is a predicted model, not a curated record.